AUGUCUAUACUACACAGAAAAUCUGGCGAAAACCGAUGGAAACACCUGGCCAUCCCGGCAUUUCUGUACGGCCUUUUACAGGCCUUGAUGGACCAGCUUUAUGACUUCUUGGCAUUGGCUAUUUUCACUGAUGGCGAGAGCUAUACGGGCACUCGCGCCGCAGCCGAGGUUUUGGCCGUGAUCAUCAUGCUUGCUUUUCGCUUCCUAGCACUUCUCCCAACACAUAUCGCACUUACUCUAGCGGAAGCAAAGUUUUUGUCUCCUGAGAUAAAAACGGUGGUUCCGUCUUCGACCAAGGAGCGAGGCUUGAAGAUCGGGGAACUGACUGGUGACCAGAAACCACCAUCCGGUCUUGCCGCAUGGACCAGUGCCCUUGAACACCUUGGAACGUCCAGGUAUCUACAACUCAUUGAACUCCAUCUGAAGAAAUGUUUCGUGCAAAUUGGGCUUGAGGUUGCUAUCAUAGCUUUCAUAAUGGCGGUAACUCAUAUUAUGCACCAUGAAGACGAAGGAAUUUCUUAA
This is a messenger RNA of Penicillium odoratum, 522 nucleotides long. RefSeq lists its product as uncharacterized. The transcript has a single exon. The coding region runs from base 1 to 522 and encodes 173 amino acids. The record is from RefSeq and is a predicted model, not a curated record. Lineage: Eukaryota; Fungi; Ascomycota; Eurotiomycetes; Eurotiales; Aspergillaceae.